This is a messenger RNA of Camellia sinensis, 990 nucleotides long. RefSeq names its product small ribosomal subunit protein eS10z. NCBI's taxonomy places the organism in Eukaryota, Viridiplantae, Streptophyta, Magnoliopsida, Ericales, Theaceae. The record is from RefSeq and is a predicted model, not a curated record. Gene Ontology annotation, molecular function: structural constituent of ribosome; RNA binding. Gene Ontology annotation, cellular component: cytosolic small ribosomal subunit.
UUGGAGAAACUACAAAAUCUAGGGUUUGUUCCAAUUUAGCAGCAAGAGAGGAGAUAGAGAGAGAGCUUGCAUUUGAUUGUGCCCCUUCAGAGUCUCCUUCUCCACCUCAACAAUGAUCAUUCCAGAGAAGAAUCGCAGAGAGAUCUCCAAAUACCUCUUUCAAGAGGGUGUGUGCUAUGCAAAGAAAGAUUACAACCUCGCGAAGCACCCAGAUAUCGAUGUGCCCAACCUACAGGUCAUCAAGCUCAUGCAGAGCUUCAAAUCUAAGGAGUACGUGCGAGAAACCUUCGCUUGGAUGCACUAUUACUGGUAUUUGACCAACGAUGGCAUUGAAUUUCUCAGAACUUAUCUCAAUUUGCCAUCUGAGAUCGUUCCCAAUACCCUCAAGAGAGCGGCCCGUCCUAUUCCGGCCGGUGGUCGUUUCGGUGGUGGUCCACCUGGUGAUCGUCCACGUGGUCCACCUAGAUUUGAAGGAGAUAGGCCAAGGUUUGGUGAUCGUGAUGGUUACCGUGGAGGUCCAAGAGGAGGGCCUCCUGGCGAGUUUGGUGAAAAGGGAGGAGCUCCAGCUGAUUACCAACCGUCAUUUAGGGGUCCAGGUGGAAGGCCUGGGUUCGGUCGCGGUGGUGGUGGUUUUGGUGCCGGGCCUGCUAGUGGAAGUUCGGCUUAAGCAAGAGAUGCUAUUAAGCUCUCAGUUUUGGCUGCUUUGACAUAGUUUGCCAAAGUUGAGGUGUUAUUGUGCCUUAGGAUAAAGUUAAAAUGACUUGUGGGUGCUUUGUUAAGUUUGUAUUGGGAUAUCCAUCUCUGUUCUGUUUUUGGCUUUUGAGGAUAUGAGCAAGAGCUAGCUAGUUAAUACAUUCCCAGUUUAAGUUAUUGCUUCAGAUUUUAUUGUGGUUGCCAUUAAAUUUAGCUUCUAUUCACACCACUUUUUGCAAGUGCACAUCAUAUUUUUGUUUGGAUAUCAAUUAAUGAACAAAUUCUAUAGUUUGGCUA